AAGGCCCUCCCCUUUUUUUUUUGUCUCUAAUAUCUGGCGCAAACCCUAGCUUAAUCACAAUGACCUGAAGAACAACACGCGCGAGGAAGAGAGAAGUCUCGGAGGGCUUGCGUCGCUCGCAGCUCCCGUGGUCGGAUUUCCGGUCCCCCGUUCUCGUGUCGAGUCGGACGGACAAAAGCGAGUUUCGCCUCGAAGAAGAUUCUUUGAAGUCGCCAUAAUUUCGAGUUCAUCAUUUUGACAAGAACGGGAUGUGCAGUCUUUUUAUUGAACUUGAGGAGAUUUCUUUGCCUACUAAAUCCAGAACUGUUGUUGGGCUUUUUUAAUCUGGUUGAUGCCGAUUGUUCAGAUGACCAAUAAUAGACCUGGGACUAAGGGAUUCGCAGAACAAAAUCACCACAAAAAUGAUGAUAGCAGGGAUAUAAGGGAUGGAGUCAGAGGUGAGGGCCAGGAGCUAGCAGAGCAAGAUGAGUUACAGAUCAAUGAGGACGUGGAAGGUGCAUUGAAUAGGAAGGUUGAAGGAAUAGAAUCGCAGGAUUUCGUGCAUGCUCAUCCUGUUAUUCCAAGAUCACAGCAGCAGUCAGAAGAGCCAUUGGUUCACUGGGAAAGGUUUCUACCUUUGAGGUCUCUGAAGGUACUACUGGUGGAAUAUGAUGAUUCAACUAGACAAGUUGUCAGUGCACUACUUCGAAAUUGUGGUUACGAAGUUACAGCUGUAGCCAAUGGUAUACAUGCAUGGAAAAUCUUGGAAGAUCUGACCAAUCCCAUAGACCUCGUUUUGACAGAGGUUGUCAUGCCUGGUCUAUCAGGCAUUGGACUUCUAUGCAAGAUCAUGAGUCACAAAACCUGGAAAAACAUUCCUGUGAUUAUGAUGUCAUCUCAUGAUUCCAUGAAUAUAGUCUUCAAAUGUUUAUCGAAGGGUGCAGUUGACUUCUUAGUGAAGCCUAUAAGAAAGAAUGAGCUUAAAAAUCUCUGGCAGCAUGUUUGGAGAAAAUGCCACAGCUCUAGUGGUAGCGGAAGUGAAAGUGGUAUAAGGACUCAAAAAUCAACCAAGUCAAAAAGUUGUGAGGACUCUGACAACAACACAGGCAGCAAUGAUGAGGAUGAUAUCGAGAGCAUCGGUGUUAGGGAUGGAAGUGACAAUGGAAGUGGCACUCAGAGCUCUUGGACAAAAAGGGCAGUGGAAAUUGACAGUCCUCGGAAGGCGUCCUCUUGGGAGCAGUUGGCUGAUCCUCCAGAUAGCACCUGUGCACAGGUUAUCCAUGCAAGGCCUGAUACGCUCAGCAGUAACUGGGUGCCUAUGACUGCAAUGAGGCAUGCUAAGGGAAAAUAUGAUGAACUUGACAAAGAUAUGAUGGGCAAGGACUUGGAGAUAGGAGCACCUAAUCUGCAGAUUGAAGAACCAAGUAAAAAUGAUAAAAUUACCACAGAUCCUACUGCCAACAAAACCUCUGAGAUUGACUACCGAAAAAAGGAUGAGCAAUUGGGGGAUAAACAAUUGGAGCUCAACAGUGAGAAACCAAAUGCCAAAACAGGUGCUGUAAUUAAUGGUAGCAACCCUCCAAUGGAAAGAGUCGAUUUUAAUAUUACCAAUUGCUCAUCCAAAGUGUCUGACGUGAAAGAUAAGGGUGCAUAUGAUACCAAGGAGACGCCGUCUCUUGAGCUCAGUUUGAAGAGGAUGAAAGAUGAUGUUGAGAGCAAUCCCCACGACAAAAAUGUUCUAAGACAUUCUGACCUCUCUGCUUUCUCAAGGUACAACUCUUCUUCUACUCCUAAUCAAACUCCAACCGGAAAUGUGGGUAGCUGUUCCCCAGCUGACAAUAGCUCAGAGGUAGACAAAACAGAGUUUAUGCAGAAUUUCCAGUCCAAUUCAAGUAGCCCUCCGCUGAAUCAAGGUUCCAAUGGAAGCAGUAACAAUAAUGACGUGGGUUCCACCACUAACAAUGCUUUCACGAAGCUAGAAACCAUCACUGACAAACCACCUUCUAAGUCUAUGUUGAAAUAUCUCCAUCAAUCGUCUGCUUUCCAACCAGUACAAAAUGGUGGUACGUGUCCUCCGCUUACAAUACAGGGUAAAGUAGACCCAGCAAUCGCUCACGUGAUUAUGUCACAAGCUAGGGGUGUGAAGCAUCAUGUUCAAGUGCAGCACCACCACCACCAUUACCAUCUCCACCACCACCACCAUGCGCAGAAUGUCACUCAAAUGCAGGAGCCAGCUGAGGAUCAUGACAUGGCUUCGAAAAGCACAGCAGCUGCUGCUCCACAGUGUGGGUCAUCCAACGGCAUGAGUACACCAUAUGAAGGCAUUGUUACCAAUAACAGCUACAAUGGGAGUGCCUCCGGCAGUAAUCAUGCAAUCGAUGGGCAGAAUGGGAGGAACCUCCCCACAAAUGAUCAAGAAACAAAUAUGGAUGUAGACAAUAAGAUAGCUGGAGAAAGUGGAGCCAAUGGUGGGAUUGGAUAUACGAACAUGAAUGGAGUUGAACAAAGUCGGAAUGCCCAAAGAGAAGCUGCUCUGAACAAAUUUCGGCAAAAAAGAAAAGAAAGGUGUUUCGAGAAAAAGGUUCGAUACCACAGCAGGAAGAAACUGGCGGAACAGAGACCACGUGUUCGUGGACAAUUUGUGCGGCAGGCUGCCAACGAGAUCAGAGGGAAGGAGACAAAUUCCUGACCUUUUAUCCUGAUGAAGACAUGGGAUUUCGUGGUCGAUCUGAUCUGCACAUUGCACCCAACAUUUAUUAUGUUGUGAUUGAAGACAUUCAGAAGACACCGCGGUACUAUAUUUAUAUUGUGGACUCAUGUUGCUACGGCUAUGCUGCCACAAGAUGGUAUGCUGUGAACCUAAUCUAGGAUAUCUCUAGAGACAUCGUGUGCUGUUUGUUUCUACAAGACAUUCUGCAUAAAUAAAUGCUAGAAGUCUGAUUUUCA
Messenger RNA from Syzygium oleosum, 2925 nucleotides. RefSeq names its product two-component response regulator-like PRR37. NCBI's taxonomy places the organism in Eukaryota, Viridiplantae, Streptophyta, Magnoliopsida, Myrtales, Myrtaceae. The record is from RefSeq and is a predicted model, not a curated record. Gene Ontology annotation, biological process: phosphorelay signal transduction system; cytokinin-activated signaling pathway. Bases 332 to 2668 code for a protein of 778 amino acids. Gene Ontology annotation, molecular function: protein binding. The transcript has 9 exons.